Nyctereutes procyonoides (raccoon dog) is the source of this 2499-nucleotide messenger RNA. RefSeq names its product BCL2 like 15 (gene BCL2L15). Bases 183 to 674 code for a protein of 163 amino acids. Lineage: Eukaryota; Metazoa; Chordata; Mammalia; Carnivora; Canidae. The record is from RefSeq and is a predicted model, not a curated record. Gene Ontology annotation, biological process: regulation of apoptotic process. Gene Ontology annotation, cellular component: cytosol; nucleus. The transcript has 4 exons.
UGUUUCUGAGUAGCAAGUUUUGAAAAAAAUUGGUAGGACAGGCUCUGGAGCUAUAAAUCCCAUUAGGAAACCUUACAAAGCACAAAGACAGACGCAUGUGGCUUACCAAUAUUUCUGACUUUCUGCUGGGCUGAAAAUUGCUUGUUUUGUGGAAAAGCAAAACUCCACAGCAAGCAUCUAAAAUGAAGAAACCCCGAACUUUUGAGGAGCAAACGGAAUGUAUCGUGGACACUUUACUCAAAGACUUCUUAGGCACCACGCUGCUGGUUGCUGACCGGAGCCUACGUUGUGUAGAUGAAACAGAUUCAGGAGAGGCUUGCUCUUUUGAUGUGGCCAUCAUUGCUGGUCGCCUUCGGAUGUUGGGGGACCAGUUCAAUGGAGAAUUGGAAGCUUCUGCCAAAAAUGUCAUUGCAGAAACCAUUCGGGGACAGGCAGGAGCUGUACUUCGGGACACAGUAAAAUCUCUCAGCCAGGCCUGGUGUGCUCAGGAUUCCAGCUUAGCUUAUGAGAGAGCCUUUCUGGCAGUGUCAGUGAAGCUUCUUGAAUAUGUGGCCCGCAUGGCUCCUGAAAUGGCAAGACAGAUGGCUGCCCCCAUGACAAACAUGAUCAAUGGGAACAAUGCCAUCCGGGAGUUUGUCCAGGGACAGGGAGGUUGGGAAAAUCUGGAGAGCUGAAGAAGAGGUGGCACUGUUUACCAGCCUAAACAUCACUGCUACUUUGAUCGGGCGAUUGAUUUCUGGCAAUUAAAACAGAUGACCAAAUGCAAAGCUACCUUCUUUUGGACUUAGCUGAAUAAUUUCUUCUCUACUGAUGAUGCUAAAGUUAGGAGCAGCCCUCGGAGGUCUACAGAGAUUUUGUACUUUCUGCCUUUAUGUGAGUUUUAAUGAGGUUCCAUUUAAGCAAAUACCUCCAGAUACAAAGUAAUGGCUUGUUAGGAGUGGAAUUCCAGGUGACAGAGCAGGACUUCGCUGGAGAUAGUUUGGAAAAGGGAGCACGUGAUAAACUAUUCAUUCAGAUUUGGCCCUGUCCUUUGGUAAGGAUUUGUCUACUCAUUUUGCAGUCUAAAGAUCUUCUGGGAGAUUUUGGUUGGAACCAUGUCAUUUUAAGUUGAUAAUUUUCUUUUAAAUCCCUAGCCUAAGUUUUGUGUUAAUUUCACCAAAGCAGAAUUAUUUUAUGAAUUUUUAGGUUGAAAGCAAAAAAAUGGCAGUUUCCUCAUCUGCCUUUCUACUAAAAAGGCCGACAAAAGAUGAAACAGUAUAUUUUUACUGCCACAGGAUGCAGGAAGUGCUGGCCCACAUCUAGGACAGUUGGGGCCAUCCCAGCUUAGAUGAAACUAGCUGUAUACCACAGUAUUUUUCAAACCGAAAACUGGUUUACAUACCCCUGGUGGACCUUAUAAAUUGCUGAUUUCCAGGCCCCGUUCCUAGAGAUUCUGAUUCUGUAGGGGUGGGCGGAGACCUAGGAUCCUACCUUUUUGAAAACCAGUUCCACAGGGGAUUCUUUUGUACAUACAGAAUUUGAGAGCCAUUACUUUAGAGCAGGGCUUGGCCAAAUACUGCCCACUACUUUUUUUGCAGAUAGGUUUAUUGGCAUGCAACUACACUCGCUUGUUUCUAGAUUGUCUAUGGCUGUUUUAGCACUGCAAUGGCAGAGUCGAGGAGUCACAGCAGAUACCUUAUGGCUUGUAAAAUAUAUUUAAUAUCUGGCCCUUAUGGGAACAUGUGUAGCUUUAAAGCUAGGUGAACAUUUCUCCUUGAAUUAUUUAAGUUCGGUUGCAAUCCUGAUCACUCAUGCCAAACACAACUGUAUGUAGGAUAACUCAUUUUUAUUUUUAUUAUUUUUUUUUAGAAUUUAGUCUGAGAGUGUUUGUUAGUUCCUGCAUAGUAAACACUUUCUCUAGGACUCUGAAUCAUAGAGCUCCGAGACUCCUAGGUAGUCAGUCAUUAGAGGGUAUACAUUUUCCUGGCCCUACCAUAGGUGACUGGUAGUGACUGGAAGCAUAUGAUAUCUACGGUAUGUGUAUCUUGUAAUAGUCCUUAAUAAUCUUAUAGGUGAGUAGGCAAUCCUCAAGUAGAGACUCUUAUAUUCAUAAGUCCCAAGACUAGACUACCUACCUGAUUGUCAAGAAAAAAAAGCAUUGCUAUAUCUAUUUUUGAAGAGCAGCAUUAAUGGCUUGGUUACAGUUUGGCUCAAGUGUAACCACAUCCCCUCCCUUCAGCCAGCCAGCUAUCUGCUUCCCCAAAUGCAUAGAAACAAGGAUGUAGGUAGCAUUGCUACUAUAUUUUGACUUUUUCAAGUUAUGCUCUUUCCUCUAUUCAUAGAUAAAUCAAAACAGGUUAGUAAUCCCAAAUGAGAUUCCAUGUCUCUAUUAAUAGAAAUUAGCUUGUUUUGCUACCAAGUUAAGACACUCAAUAUAUUCCUUUGUCCUUUGCAUUACUAUAAAUUCAACAUGGUGGGUUUUGUGGUAUUUGACUUCUUCGGCGAUAUCACUAUUUUCAC